UGUAUAUGUGUAUAUAUAAGUGUAUGUGUGUAGCGGUGUGCAUAUAUAAGUGUAUAGCGGUGUGCAGCAUGUCUGGUCGGCUCUUGUCCUCGCUGGUCCUGCUCUGUGUUCUCUGCUGUGGCCCCGCGGACUGCCAGAAGAAGAAAGAGACUCUGAUGUCAGAGAAGGUGACUCAGAUGAUGGAGUGGGCCUCCAAGCGUUCAGUAAUCAGGAUGAAUGGAGAUAAGUUUCGUCGCUUUGUCAAGGCUCCUCCCAGGAACUACUCGGUGGUCAUCAUGUUCACGGCGCUGCAGCCACAGAGACAGUGCGGGGUCUGCAAACAAGCUGAUGAGGAGUUCCAGGUGCUGGCUAACUCCUGGCGUUAUUCGUCUGCCUUCACCAACAAAGUCUUCUUUGCAUGUGUCGAUUUUGAUGAAGGAUCAGACGUCUUUCAGAUGCUGGGUAUGAAUUCUGCUCCGACCUUUCUCCACUUCCCGUCCAAAGGGAAACCUCGCAAGACUGAUACCUAUGAGCUGCAGGUCAGAGGCUUUGCCGCUGAGCAGCUGGCCAGAUGGGUGGCAGACAGGACUGAUGUGCAGAUCCGUGUCAUUCGUCCUCCCAACUACGCAGGGCCUCUCCUGCUGGGCUUCCUCCUGGCUGUGAUUGGAGGACUGGCGUAUUUGAGAAGACACAAUUUGGAGUUUCUCUUUAACAAGAAUGUCUGGGCCUUCUCUGCACUGUGCUUUGUCCUGAUCAUGACUUCAGGCCAGAUGUGGAACCACAUCAGAGGACCACCUUAUGCACACAAGAACCCCAGCACCGGUCAAGUGAGUUACAUCCACGGCAGCAGUCAGGCCCAGUUUGUGGCUGAGACGCACAUCGUGCUCCUCUUCAAUGCUGCUGUUACCAUGGGAAUGGUGCUACUGUGUGAGGCCGCUACCUCUGACAUUGACAUCGGAAAGAGGAAGAUUAUGUGUGUAGCAGGUAUUGGUCUGGUGAUGUUGUUCUUCAGCUGGCUGCUGUCCAUUUUCAGAGCAAAGUACCAUGGAUACCCAUACAGCUUCCUGAUGAGUUAAUGCUGACCAGUGACCUCCAACUUCACAGCAAGUAUGAACAGGAAGCUCCCCACAGUGCUGUCAACCAGCAGGGUGCUGCCACAGCAACGCCACAUUUCCCUAUCUUUGUCUUCUAAUCUGUUGAGCCUAAAGUGUGUGUGUGUUAGCACACGUACAUACACACUGUGCCUUCCUAUACAAAGACUCAGCAAGCAAGUCAUUUGCCAACAACAGAGCCAUCACCGGUGUGCAUUCUAAACUGUCUGGUGCCAAAAGGUGUUUUCUACAUUAGAACUUUGGAAUAGUUUUCUAGUCCAGCUCCUCCUGGACAUUAAUCUCAGUCUGUAUCUUUCUCUUUUCAACAGGCCCUGGGGACUGUUCUGUUUAUUUGUGUGUGGCUGAACUUGAACCAGGAGAUGAUAUUUAUGGAGUAGCAAAGUGGAAGCAGUUAUUUCAGUCAACCAGGGUUUCAUUUGGGUAACGCGGGUCUUUGAAUAUCCUAUUAAUGUCCUAGGACGUUUUCAUGAAAGAACAACAUAUGUUAUUAAAUGUAGGGAAAAUAUCUGCGAUUGUACACAAAAUAAGUAUCCACUCAUUUGUUGAAUUUUUCAACCAAUCUAAAUAGUUAAAAUAGAUUCUGUGGUGUUUAGAAGCAAUUGUUGAUUAUGGAGUUCCAUUUAAACACAAUCAAAUAUGUAUUGAUUACUGGAAACUUUAUUCUCCAUUUAUGUUGAAUUGUAUGCUCACCAGGAUUAUACAAGCACAUGGAAACUCUUGUUCAGCUGAGCUGUGCACUGGAUGAACGACUCUAAGUGACGCCAGAAAUAAUAAUCAAAUAUACCAAUUGACCACUGUACAUUUUACCGUUAAUUAGUACCAACAUAUAUAAUUCUUUCUAGAACCCUUUCUAAGCACUUACAGUUGUGUUUGUUCAUUUCUUGGCAGUGAUUGGCUAGUUGCAGUGUAAAAAUAAAUAUAUAUGUAUGAUAGAGUUCUAUUUUCCACUUGGAAACAGUAAUGCAAAUCAAACAGGCUUAGAGUCAAUGAGUAUAUAAAAACUUGAGAACUCCAUAGAUGCACUAAUGAACAUCUGAUCAGCAGGCUCCAAACCAGUACUGACAUGCUGAUGUUAUGUCCAGAGUGCUCUGUUCCUUUUAGGAUGUAAAUCAGCCUGAAUAUUCUGAUUCAGGAGUAAAGCAACUAUUGUGCGAAUGGUUUGAUUAACUGUUCAGUGAGUCCAGAGGCAAAAAUGAGACGAUUAGUACUCAGAAACUCCCAUUGCUCUUUACUGUCUAUGCAUUGCGAACCAAAAUUAGCUUAAAAAUAAGGCGUUAAUCUACUUGUUCUCCUUUUGAGAAAGAAAAUCUAACAAAAGGGGGAAAAUGACAAUUAUUUUUUGGUUUUGUGAUGGUCUUGCUAUACAAACAAGAGUGAGCAACAAAAUGAGCUUUCCCAUCAUCAUGUAGUCGUCUGCUUCUGUGUUGAUUAAAACUGAGGUAAUCUCUUAAAGAAAAGAUUUUCAGUGGGCAAAAUCCUGCAGCUUCACCCACUCUGCUACUCUAUGCGCUAUGUGCCUUACACUGCUGAGCCACUGGGGGGUUUGUUGACAUGUCUUAUGUACUGAAUAUUAAUGAUUCAUUGUCAAAUUGUUUUAAUAAAUCUUAAGGGCAGUCUGAACUGGAACUAGUUCAAUUAUUAACUACUUGGCUCAGCGAGGGUCAGUGUAGGACGGAACAGAGUGAGACGUCACAGGAUUCAAAUGAAUGGCUACUACGUGGGGGUGCAAAUCUGAUGAAAUUAUUCCUUACCCCGUUUAUUUAUUUUUUUCCUGUCGUUUUAAUGAAACCCUCAGGAUUUGGUACAAACCUAUUUGGAAUUCAGGUGGAGGGAUUCAUAAAGUUUACCAGCCGCCCAGUUCAUUUUCCAAAUGAGAAAUUGCAAUUUGUAGAAAAAACUGAUGAAUGAAGAAUUAUAAAAUAAAGAGUGUAUUUUUUAUCAAAGCACCACUUCUAUAGUUAAAGGGACAGUGUGUAGCAUUUGCUGGUAUCUAGCGAUGCGGUUCAGAUUGCAGGGAUCUGUACGACCCCUCCUCUCGCUCCUCCCUUUCCAAGACUGCAUUAACGAGAGCCGCUGAGUGCAGAACCGUGGUAACGCUGUUCUCCUCGCUCAGAGGCCAUCGUUACAUCAUAACAAUACUUUUGGAGAAACAGAACUCAGACAGCGACUGGCGUUACCACGGUUUUUCAUUCGGUGGAUCACGUUCCGCAGUUUCAAAAGCGUGAAAGAGACAGUUUUUGGUUUGAACCUUCUGGGCUGCUGUAAGGAGGACCCGCUCCCUAUGUAGCUAUGAAGGACUCAUUUUAAGCUAACAAAAGCAAAACGAUUCUUACUUUCAGGUGAAUAUACACUAUUGAAAACAGUAAUGAAUGCUAUAUUCCAUUUCUGCUAAUAGAUCCCCCAAAAUGCUCCUCACUGGCCCUUUGAGUUGUUUUGGGAUUUAUCAAGGCACUUGCCAAUAAU
Molecule: messenger RNA, 3554 nt
Organism: Anoplopoma fimbria (sablefish)
Lineage: Eukaryota; Metazoa; Chordata; Actinopteri; Perciformes; Anoplopomatidae
Gene: magt1
Product: magnesium transporter 1
Exons: 10
Coding region: 6-1055 (349 amino acids)
Cellular component (GO): oligosaccharyltransferase complex
Source: RefSeq, a predicted model, not a curated record